AUGGCCCAGAAUAUCCUGGUUAAUAGGGAGGUAUUAUAUCAAGCCAGGGUGUUUGAUCUAGAAGAAGAAUGGCUUCGCCUUCCAGGUGUCCACGCUCGGGGUAACCCUCAGUUUCCGUGUCAUAUAUCAUCUGAGAAGGCUGUUAUGAUCAAACAAGAUAUUUCCAGUGCAAUCAGAGGCAUGGACAUUAUGCGGGAGUUGAAACAGCUAUUAGGUGAGGACUGGCCGGAGAAAGGUGUGGUUCGACAUGAUCAGUAUGACCGAGUGAAAGAGCUUUUGAAACAGGCAAAGGUAAAGAUGAUUGAUCAACUAGCACAGUCUGAAGAUGAGCGGGUGGCUUGGAACAAGGCAUGGCCAUUUGAUGAUUAA
Messenger RNA from Aspergillus nomiae NRRL 13137, 369 nucleotides. RefSeq lists its product as uncharacterized. Lineage: Eukaryota; Fungi; Ascomycota; Eurotiomycetes; Eurotiales; Aspergillaceae. The transcript has a single exon. Bases 1 to 369 code for a protein of 122 amino acids. The record is from RefSeq and is a predicted model, not a curated record.